ACCUUUACUCUUUCUUAACACAUUUUCUUCUUUGCACUCUCACAUUUACACACUUAGAGAUAUGCAAGUAGCACCAAAAUGCAGUUUCUCCUAACACCCUUCACAAUCUUCAAUUUCAUCAGCAUUUUAACUCUGAUUGUUGAACCACUUCACACCUCUGCUACUUGUAGGGGCUUCUGCGGCAACAUUCCCAUCCGCUACCCGUUUGGAGUGGAUGACGGCUGCGGCGCCCCGCAGUACCGGCACAUGUUCAACUGCACCAAUGACUUGUUCUUCUUAACACCAUCUGGCAGCUACAAGGUCCAGUCAAUAGACUACAAUAAGAAAACAAUGGUUGUAUACGAUCCUGCUAUGUCCACAUGUUCAAUAUUGCAACCUCACCAUGACUUUAUCAUGACAGAUAUUCAAUCUGCCAUGAUGCCUCCAUCACCAGACACCGUUUUUGCUCUCCUGAAUUGUUCAAUUGACUCUCCUGUACUCAACCAUUACAAGAAUCUCUGUUUCAACAUCUCUGAUCAUUCUUGUGAUGAACUUUAUGGAGCCUGCAAUGCGUUCAGAGUUUUCCACUUACUCUCUAACAGUUCUCCGCCGUGUUGCUUCACUAACUAUGAUACAGUGAAGUACAUGAGCAUGAACAUUUUGGACUGCACGCAUUAUACGAGUGUGAUCAAUACAGAUAGCUUGAAGGGCAUAGGACCGUUGGAUUGGGUAUACGGGAUCAAACUUUCUUAUUCUCUUCCUGAUACUGGAUGUCAACGUUGUUCACUUUCUGGUGGGACAUGUGGGUUCGACACUGAGACUGAAGGGAUGACUUGCCUCUGCUCAAGCACCAUGAAUGCUACUAGACAAUGUGCUCCAGGCAGUUUUACAGAUGGAGGAGUGGUUCAUACUCCGUGGACAGUUUUUCAUGUAGUUCUCUUGGUUCUAGGAAUAUUUCUAGAUCUCAUAAUUUCAUGAUAGUUUCUGGUUUGUAUCAAAUGCAGGUCGGGCUGGUAAUUUGGUCUCUGUAAUUUGCUUAUUAUAACUGUUGCCAUAUUUGAGCUGUCUGAUUCUAUAAUUUUCGUGUAAACUUAAGGCUUUUCCCAACUGUACGUGGUGAAUGAAAAAAAUUGUAUUCAA
Molecule: messenger RNA, 1119 nt
Organism: Pistacia vera
Lineage: Eukaryota; Viridiplantae; Streptophyta; Magnoliopsida; Sapindales; Anacardiaceae
Product: wall-associated receptor kinase 5
Exons: 2
Coding region: 79-957 (292 amino acids)
Molecular function (GO): polysaccharide binding
Source: RefSeq, a predicted model, not a curated record